This is a messenger RNA of Nomascus leucogenys (northern white-cheeked gibbon), 915 nucleotides long. Its product is annotated as olfactory receptor family 13 subfamily G member 1. Gene Ontology annotation, cellular component: membrane. Gene Ontology annotation, biological process: G protein-coupled receptor signaling pathway. Gene Ontology annotation, molecular function: olfactory receptor activity; G protein-coupled receptor activity. The record is from RefSeq and is a predicted model, not a curated record. NCBI's taxonomy places the organism in Eukaryota, Metazoa, Chordata, Mammalia, Primates, Hylobatidae.
AUGAAUCACAGCGUUGUAACUGAGUUCAUUAUUCUGGGCCUCACCAAAAAGCCUGAACUCCAGGGAAUUAUCUUCCUCUUUUUUCUCAUUAUCUAUCUUGUGGCUUUUCUCGGCAACAUGCUCAUCAUCAUUGCCGUAAUCUAUAACAACACCUUGCAUAUGCCCAUGUGUAUUUUCCUUCUGAUGCUGGCUGUUGUGGACAUCAUCUGCACAACAAGCAUCACACCUAAGAUGCUGGGGACCACGCUAACAUCAGAAAAUACCAUUUUAGCAGACUGCAUGUCCCAGCUCUUCUUCUUCACAUGGUCUCUGGGAGCUGAGAUGGUUCUCUUCACCACCAUGGCCUAUGACCGCUAUGUGGCCAUUUGUUUCCCUCUUCAUUACAGUACUAUCAUGAACCACCAUAUGUGUGUAGCCUUGCUCAGCAUGGUCAUGGCUAUUGCAGUCACCAAUUCCUGGGUGCACACAGCUCUCAUCAUGAGGCUGACUUUCUGUGGGCCAAACACCAUUGACCACUUCUUCUGUGAGAUACCCCCAUUGCUGGCUUUGCCCUGCAGCCCUGUAAGAAUCAAUGAGGUGACGGUGUAUGUUGCUGAUAUCACCCUGGCCAUAGGGGACUUUAUUCUUACCUGCAUCUCCUAUGGUUUUAUCAUUGUUGCUAUUCUCCAUAUCCGCACAGUAGAAGGCAAGAGGAAGGCCUUCUCAACAUGCUCAUCCCAUCUCAUAGCGGUGACCCUUUACUAUUCUGUAAUCUACACCUAUAUCCGCCCUGCUUCCAGCUAUACAUUUGAAAGAGACAAGGUGGUAGCUGCAGUCUAUACUCUUGUGACUCCCACAUUAAACCCGGUGGUGUACAGCUCUAGGGAGAUGCAGGCAGGAAUUAGGUAGGUGUUUGCAUUUCUGAAACACUCAUAG